UUGCCCCAUCCAGGAGGUCUUCUCCCUCCUGUCCCGGCCUCCAGGAAUGGCAGUCACCGGGCCGCGGCCGUCGGCCGUGGUAACCAGUGUCCAGUGAGACCCCACCCCUUCCCGCGCGGUCAUAAUGAUUUGACCCCUCCACCUCCCGCUGCUCCCACUGUUCACUCACUCUCUAUAUAACCCCGUCGCCUUCCUUCCCGUCGUCUCGCAUCGAUCGCACACCACCCAAGUUCAGCUCCAGCUUGAGCAAACCCAAGCAGCUCCACCACCUUCCCAGCUAGCUGCCACAGCCCCGUUUUGCUUCCAGCUCGAUCGUGGGGAUGGGGAGAGGGCUGGGGUCGAAGAGCAGGGUGGAAUCGGAGGUGGAGGAGGAGGAGUACGAGGUGGAGGUGGUGCCGGACCGGCUCAAGUCGUCCCGGAACAGCCGCCUCGCGCUCUUCGGCUCCGAGCUCCGCCUCGACCGCUUCCGGCCGCGCCGCCGGCGAAGAAGACGAGCCGCCGCCGAUGGCGAGGACGGCUUCUUCCACGACCUCAUCAUCCACCCCGAGAACAAGUGGUAUCGGAUAUGGUCCAGGUUCAUAUUGGUAUGGGCAGUGUAUAGUUCCUUCUUUACGCCUUUUGAAUUCGGGUUCUUCAGGGGACUACCCAAGAGACUAUUCUUCUUGGACAUAGCUGGGCAGAUUGCAUUCCUUAUUGAUAUUGUUCUGAAGUUUUUUGUGGCCUACCGUGACCCUGACACGUACCGGAUGGUGUACAAUCCAACCUCUAUUGCCCUCCGGUAUUGCAAAUCAAGCUUCAUUUUCGAUCUCCUUGGUUGCUUCCCAUGGGAUGUCAUCUAUAAGGCUUGUGGCAGUAGAGAGGAAGUAAGAUCCCUAUUGUGGAUUCGCUUAACACGAGCUCUGAAGGUCACGGAAUUUUUUAAGGAUUUGGAAAAGGACAUCCGUGUGAAUUAUCUGUUUACAAGGAUAGUAAAACUCAUUGUUGUGGAGCUCUACUGUACACACACAGCAGCCUGUAUCUUCUAUUACCUGGCCACAACACUACCUGAAUCAAUGGAAGGAUAUACGUGGAUAGGGAGUUUGAAGUUAGGAGACUACAGCUAUUCCAAUUUUAGAGAGAUUGAUCUUGCUAAGCGUUAUAUGACAUCGUUGUACUUCGCCAUUGUCACCAUGGCAACUGUUGGUUAUGGUGACAUUCAUGCUGUAAAUGUCAGGGAAAUGAUAUUUAUCAUGAUCUAUGUUUCCUUUGAUAUGAUUCUUGGAGCCUACCUCAUCGGUAACAUGACUGCACUGAUCGUGAAAGGCUCGAGAACAGAGCGAUUUCGUGACAAAAUGAAAGAAGUUAUCAGGUAUAUGAACAGAAAUAAACUUGGGAAGGAGAUAAGAGAACAGAUCAAGGGACAUUUGAGAUUGCAGUAUGAGAGCAGCUACACUGAAGCUUCGGUACUUCAGGAUAUCCCAAUUUCUAUUCGGGCAAAGAUUUCUCAAACACUGUACAAGCCAUACAUUGAAAGCACUCCACUGUUCAAAGGAUGUUCAGCAGAGUUCAUUCAACAGAUUGUUAUCAGGCUGCAAGAAGAGUUCUUCCUACCAGGAGAGGUUAUUUUGGAGCAAGGAAGUGCAGUUGAUCAGAUAUACUUUGUCUGUCAUGGUGAACUGGAAGGUGUCGGCAUUGGUGAAGAUGGUCAAGAGGAGACUCUUUUGAUGUUGGAGCCUGAGAGUUCUUUCGGAGAAAUUGCUAUUCUUUGCAACAUUCCACAGCCCUACAGUGUUCGUGUUUGUGAGCUUUGCAGGCUCUUACGGCUAGAUAAACAGUCCUUCACAAACAUAUUGGAGAUCUAUUUCGUUGACGGAAGAAAAAUUUUGAGCAACCUUACUGAGAACAAUGAAUACGGCGGGCGGGUCAAACAGCUAGAAUCAGACAUCACAUUCCAUAUAGGGAAGCAAGAGGCUGAGCUGACCUUACGAGUAAAUAGUGCCGCCUUUUACGGCGACCUUCAUCAGCUGAAGGGUUUGAUCCGAGCAGGAGCUGACCCGAAGAACACUGAUUAUGAUGGGCGAUCUCCUUUGCAUCUUGCGGCUUCGAAAGGGUAUGAAGAUGUUGCGCAGUUCCUUAUCCAUGAAGGGGCUGAUAUCAACCUUAUCGAUAAAUUUGGGAACACACCAUUACUGGAAGCAGUGAAGCAGGGGCAUGACCGGGUGGCCACAUUGCUCUUCAAGAAAGGAGCCAUCCUGAACCUUCAGAAUGCCGGUAGCCAUCUCUGCUCAGCAGUUUCAAAGGGGGACUCUGAUUUCAUUCGGAGGGCUCUAGCUUGCGGCGCCGAUCCAGACUCGAAAGACUACGACCACCGCAGUCCUCUCCACAUAGCAGCAGCAGAGGGCUUGUAUAUGAUGGCCAAGUUGCUUGUAGAAGCAGGCGCAAGCGUGUUCGCAACAGACAGAUGGGGCACGACGCCGCUGGACGAAGGGCGAAAGUCCGGCAGCAAGCCGCUUAUGAUGUUGCUGGAACAAGCGAAAGCCGAGGAGCUAUCCAAGUUCCCCGCGCGCAGUGAAGAAGUGAGAGAUAAAAUGCACCCGCGACGAUGCUCCGUGUUCCCGAACCAUCCCUGGGACACUGACGGCAAGCGAAAAGAGGGGGUGACCCUGUGGAUUCCUCACACGAUAGAUUGGCUCAUCAGGUCGGCCCAGGAGAAGCUGGGCUUGUCCGGGUCAUGCCUGCGCUUGCUCGGCGAGGAUGGCGCCAGGGUCCAGGACGUCGACAUGGUCAAUGAUGGCCAGAAGCUCUAUCUGGUCGGAGACGAGGACGUGGGAAGGAGCGAGUAGAAGAAGGUGCUUCUUUUCGGGCGGCGAAAGAAGAUCAGAAUCGUAUUGUCCUUGCAGUAAUUUUUCUUUUUUUUUGGUACGAGUUCCCUAGCAUUGCGUGCUUUUCGAUCUCCCUGGCCUUUUUUGGCUGUAUGCGAGGUGUUGUGCCGAUGUGUAGAUAUAAAGCAACGAAGGCAAUUUCCGAUGAUGUACAGAUUGUAGUUGCAAAAGAAAUAAGAUGUUGUAUGAUC
Brachypodium distachyon (stiff brome) is the source of this 3052-nucleotide messenger RNA. Its product is annotated as potassium channel KOR1. The transcript is spliced from 13 exons. Lineage: Eukaryota; Viridiplantae; Streptophyta; Magnoliopsida; Poales; Poaceae. Gene Ontology annotation, biological process: transmembrane transport; potassium ion transport. Gene Ontology annotation, molecular function: voltage-gated potassium channel activity; protein binding. Bases 321 to 2822 code for a protein of 833 amino acids. The record is from RefSeq and is a predicted model, not a curated record. Gene Ontology annotation, cellular component: membrane.